This is a messenger RNA of Rhinolophus ferrumequinum (greater horseshoe bat), 6611 nucleotides long. RefSeq names its product recombination activating 1 (gene RAG1). Lineage: Eukaryota; Metazoa; Chordata; Mammalia; Chiroptera; Rhinolophidae. Bases 138 to 3269 code for a protein of 1043 amino acids. Gene Ontology annotation, molecular function: sequence-specific DNA binding; metal ion binding; double-stranded DNA endonuclease activity. The record is from RefSeq and is a predicted model, not a curated record. Gene Ontology annotation, cellular component: endodeoxyribonuclease complex; nucleus; DNA recombinase complex. Gene Ontology annotation, biological process: pre-B cell allelic exclusion; adaptive immune response; V(D)J recombination. The transcript is spliced from 2 exons.
UGAGGGACAAGAGAGCCAGGAGGGAGAGGAGAACCCACUUUGCUUUCUUGUUGGUAUCAAACAAUAUCCACCGAAUUACAGACAUCCCAACACUUUGCCCAGGCAGCCUGCUGAGUGAGCAAGGUAUCUCAGCCAGCAUGGCUGUCUCUUUGCCACCCACACUGGGACUCGGUUCUGCCCCAGAUGAAAUACAGCACCCACAUAUUAAAUUUUCAGAAUGGAAAUUUAAGCUGUUCAGGGUGAGAUCCUUGGAAAAGGCACCUGAAGAAGCUCACACGGAGAGGAAAGAUUCUUCUGAGGGGAAACCCUCUCUAGAGCAAUCUCCUGCAGUCUUGGAUGGGGCUGGUGGUCACAAGCCAGCCUUGGCUCAGCCAGCAUUUAAGCCCCACCCUAAAUUUCUGAAGAAAUCUCAUGAUGAUGGGACAGCAAGGGACAAAGCAAUCCAUCAAGCCAACCUUCGACAUCUGUGCCGCAUCUGUGGGAAUUCUUUGAAAACUGAUGGGCACAAUCGGAGAUACCCAGUCCACGGGCCCGUGGAUGGUAAAACACAAGUCCUUUUACGAAAGAAGGAAAAGAGAGCCACGUCCUGGCCAGAUCUCAUUGCCAGGGUUUUCCGGAUCGACGUGAAGGCAGAUGUUGACUCAGUCCACCCCACUGAGUUCUGCCAUAUCUGCUGGAGCAUCAUGCACAGGAAGUUUAGCAGUGCCCCAUGUGAAGUUUACUGCCCGAGGAAUGUAACCAUGGAGUGGCACCCCCACACGCCAUCCUGUGACAUCUGUAACACCACCCGUCGGGGUCUCAAGAGGAAGAGUCAUCAGCCAAAUGCACAGCUCAGCAAAAAACUCAAAACAGUGGUUGACCGAGCAAGACAAGCCCGUAAGCACAAGAAAAGAGCUCAGGCAAGGAUCAGUAGCAAGGAAGUGAUGAAGCAGAUUGCCAACUGCAGUAAGAUACAUCUUAGUACCAAGCUCCUUGCAGUGGACUUCCCGGCACACUUUGUGAAAUCUAUCUCCUGCCAGAUUUGUGAACACAUUCUGGCUGAUCCUGUGGAGACCAGCUGUAAGCAUGUAUUUUGCAGGAUCUGCAUUCUCAGAUGCCUCAAAGUCAUGGGCAGCUAUUGUCCCUGUUGCCGAUAUCCCUGCUUCCCUACUGACCUGGAGAGUCCCGUGAAGUCCUUUCUGAGCAUCUUGAAUUCCCUGAUGGUGAAAUGUCCAGCACAAGAGUGCAAUGAGGAGGUCAGCUUGGAAAAAUAUAAUCACCAUGUCUCGCGCCACAAAGACUCAAAAGAGACUUUUGUGCAUAUCAAUAAAGGAGGCCGGCCCCGCCAGCAUCUCUUGUCACUGACCCGGAGGGCUCAGAAGCACCGUCUGAGAGAGCUCAAGCUGCAAGUCAAGGCCUUUGCUGACAAAGAAGAAGGCGGAGACGUCAAGUCUGUGUGCCUGACCUUGUUUCUGCUGGCACUGAGGGCGAGAAAUGAGCACAGACAAGCCGAUGAGCUGGAAGCCAUCAUGCAGGGACGAGGCUCUGGCCUGCAGCCAGCUGUUUGCUUGGCUAUCCGCAUCAACACCUUCCUCAGCUGCAGUCAGUACCACAAGAUGUACAGGACUGUGAAAGCCAUCACAGGGAGGCAGAUUUUUCAGCCUUUGCAUGCCCUUCGGAGUGCUGAGAAGGUCCUGCUGCCAGGUUACCACCCCUUCGAGUGGCAGCCGCCUCUGAAGAACGUGUCUUCCAGCACUGAUGUGGGCAUCAUUGAUGGGCUGUCCGGACUGUCCUCCUCCGUGGACGAUUACCCGGUGGACACCAUUGCAAAGCGCUUUCGCUAUGAUUCAGCUCUGGUGUCUGCUUUGAUGGACAUGGAAGAAGACAUCCUGGAAGGCAUGAGAGCCGAAGACCUUGACGACUACCUGAACGGCCCCUUCACUGUAGUGGUGAAGGAGUCCUGUGAUGGAAUGGGAGAUGUGAGUGAGAAGCAUGGCAGUGGGCCAGCGCUUCCAGAAAAGGCAGUUCGGUUUUCAUUCACAGUCAUGAAAAUUACUAUAGCACAUGGCUCACAGAAUGUGAAAGUGUUCGAGGAAGCCAAACCGAACUCUGAACUCUGCUGCAAGCCGGUGUGCCUCAUGCUGGCAGAUGAGUCCGACCACGAGACCCUGACAGCCAUCCUAAGCCCUCUCAUUGCUGAGAGGGAGGCCAUGAAGAGCAGUGAAUUACUGCUUGAGAUGGGAGGCAUCCUCCGGACUUUCAAGUUCAUCUUUAGGGGCACCGGAUAUGAUGAGAAACUGGUCCGGGAAGUAGAAGGCCUUGAGGCUUCUGGCUCAGUCUACAUCUGUACCCUGUGUGAUGCCACCCGCCUGGAGGCCUCUCAAAAUCUUGUCUUCCACUCCAUAACCAGAAGCCAUGCGGAGAACUUGGAGCGCUAUGAAUUGUGGCGUUCCAACCCCUACCAUGAGUCAGUGGAGGAACUGCGCGAUCGCGUGAAAGGGGUCUCCGCCAAGCCCUUCAUUGAGACAGUCCCUUCCAUAGAUGCACUCCACUGUGACAUUGGCAACGCCGCAGAGUUCUACAAGAUUUUCCAGCUCGAGAUAGGGGAGGUGUAUAAGAAUCCCAAUGCUUCCAAAGAGGAAAGGAAAAGAUGGCAGGCUACGUUGGACAAGCAUCUCCGGAAGAAGAUGAACUUGAAACCAAUCAUGAGGAUGAACGGUAAUUUUGCCAGGAAGCUCAUGACCAAAGAGACCGUUGAAGCAGUUUGUGAAUUAAUUCCCUCUGAGGAGAGGCACGAAGCUCUGAGGGAGCUGAUGGACCUUUACCUGAAGAUGAAGCCCGUGUGGCGAUCGUCAUGCCCUGCUAAAGAGUGCCCAGAAUUUCUCUGCCAAUACAGUUUCAAUUCACAGCGUUUUGCUGAGCUCCUCUCUACCAAGUUCAAGUACAGAUAUGAGGGCAAAAUCACCAAUUAUUUUCACAAAACUCUGGCACAUGUGCCUGAAAUUAUUGAGAGGGAUGGCUCUAUUGGGGCCUGGGCAAGUGAGGGAAAUGAAUCUGGCAACAAACUGUUCAGGCGUUUCCGGAAGAUGAAUGCCAGGCAGUCCAAGUGCUAUGAAUUGGAAGAUGUCUUGAAACAUCACUGGUUAUAUACCUCCAAAUACCUCCAGAAGUUUAUGAAUGCUCAUAAUGCAUUAAAAAACUCUGGGUUUACGAUAAACUCACAGGCAAGCUUAGGGGAACCGUUAGGCCUAGAGGACUCCCUGGAAACUCAAGAUUCGAUGGAAUUUUAAGGGGGGCAGCCGCUUUUGAGUUGGUUUUGCAAAUGAGUUUUCCUCUGGGUUGCACCGAGACCCUCUUCUAGCACCCUUCCCUCCUGUGUGCAGGGCUUUACCACCCCGGUGGUGGUGGAUUGGAGAGGUCCCAGAUGCUGAAACCAUGUCAGGAAGGGAUAACUGAUGAGUUGAUUGUUUGAGCUGUUUAGGGAGUUCAGAGAAGCAACAGGAGAAAUCAGUUAUUUGAAAGCUCGAUAACUCAGAACAGGCCUAACUGCAGGGGGCCAGAGAUGAACGAAGAUGUGUUUGUGUGUGAGGUUGAGUAACGAGUGACGUGAAAAAUCGAAGCUAAGGUUGUCAAAGAAGAAUGGCCAGUGAAGCCAGGAAAGGAAUUUGUCUUGUGGUUUACACUUCUCUCCUCUAUUUAUUAUAGUUUGUAUUGAGAUACAAAUGUUUUCUAUAUCAAUUUUGUAGAAUUUUUUAUUUUAUAAUUUUCACGUAUCUUGGCUUACUCGACAAGAUUCAAAAGAGCUUUUCAUAUUUCUCUAAUAAUACUGUCUUACAUUUGUAUGGCACAAUGACCUUUACUUUACAGAGUAUUCUUAAUGCAUUUUCUCAUUUGGUACAUUUAUACAGAAAUACCUUACAUCCAGGAAACUUUUGGAAAAUUAGACCUUUUCUGGGUUUAAAUGAUGUCUCUAUUGUAACCUUAUAAUAGUUUAGGAGGUCAUCUGCUGGAUUUUUCAAUAAUGAAGUUAGAAGAAUACAACUGUUAGCUACAGUUAGUUAUUAAAUCUUCUGGUAAUACAUGUUUACUUAGCUAUCAGGAACCAAGUAUGAUUUUUAUUUUUACUUUUUAAUGUCAAUGAAUUUAGUCUCCAAAUGUUUUGUCAGACAACCUGAAAGUCACAGAGGCUUUUAAAAUCUGGGUUUGCUCACUGUAUAAAAAUAGCUUUAGUUUCUUGCUGAAAAUUUCUGCCCGAUUUUUUCUAUGCAACUUGGGUCAAUUUUACUAAUGCCAGGUGUCAUGGAGUCUUUCUGUCUGCAAAAUGUUAUUCUUUCUGUUAUGAUCAGUUUACUUUCAGUGUGCUCAGAUUUUUGUAGCAGGAUACCUUUGUACUUUUUCCACUUGUUGAGUUUAGGUGGACCCCACUCAUACGACAGUGGAACAGUUAGCAUUUGUAGAGUGUUUUUUUGGUGGUUUUUGUUGCCACUUUGGGACUAUUUUUAUAUUCAUUUUGUCUCAUUUUUCCUCAUCAUAGUUCUGUGGGUAGGCAUUGUUAUUAUCCCCAUUUGAUGGAGGGUGAAAUGAUUUGUCCAACGUCACAGGGAUAAUGUAUGACUGAUCUGGAAUUUGAACUCAGACCUUUUGUCUCCAAAUUCCAUGUUCUUCCUGCCACAGAAAGUAAUCAUCAUUUUUUUUUUAUAAGGCCGUAUCAUACUUUGUUUAGGAUCCACGGCUAAUUUCUAUAGUUCAUAAUCCUGGGAUUAUGUUUCUUGGGGACUGGGGUGGAUGGGUUUUUAAGUUAUUAGUGUACUUUGGGCCUUUUGAUAGAAGGAGGUGAUACUCAAGCUCCCAAGAGCCACUCCAACCUCGGGUGAAUCCAGUUACCUGGAAACUAUUGUCAGCAUCCUUAGGAACUUGGGAAUUUCCAGUUUCUGGGAAUUUCCAAUUGCUGGAGAUUUAGAGCAGGCAUGGGAUUUUAUAGGCUAGUGAGUCAAUAUGAUCUGUUAGUGUUAAUUAGUUUUUUUUUUCUUCCUUUGAUUUUAUUGGCCCUAAUUGCCACUCUUCAUAUACAGUAUAUCAAAGAGCUUUGCAAUCUAGUUGUCAAAUGUGCAAAUGUGCAUUAUACUAAAUGGUAUGCAUUUGGUGUUUUUAUAGGGAUUGAAUCUGGUAUUUUCCAUUUAAUAAAUACAGCAGUUUUCCUUGCUUUUUAAUGUAUGGAACAGAGAGAAAUUACAAAGACGUUUGUAAUUUAGUCAUCAAAAAUAUAUACAUAAUUCAAUCUUAGUUUUUCUUGAGAACUCAAGUUUUGUAUUUUGUAAACAAAUGGUGGCUUCUAAACAAAAGGAUGGCUUCUAAACCACCCUUUCCCUUCAUCCCAUUUAAUCCUUACAGCAUGUCUCUUCACUAUAAAUAGCUGAAGUCAUGUAAUCCUCCUACUCCCUGAAGCAUGCUAGCACUGGUUUGUAGAUUUUUUCCCCAUUUCCACUUUGUUACUCGAUUGGUGGCACUGUAAAGACUUUCUAGUAUUAAACCCCCCUUUUCUAGCAUUGUAGGAACUAUGUUGAAUGCGUGUGACUAACAGCAUGAUUUAUAGCACAACGAUCCCAAUAAUCCCUUAAUCAGAUCACAUUUUGAUAAACCCCAGGAACUGGCUGCAGGAAUUUCAAUAUGUAGAAACGUGGCCUGUGGUUGUUUUUGCCCUCAUUGUUAAGAUUGCAAUAUCCUAGACCCUGGUUUUAUAGUCAAGUUUGAUUUUUGACAAUUCCCAUUGUAAAUGCAAUCACAUACCUCAGGGAAAUUCUCCACACUGAAUGGAGCAUUUUUUAUUGAAGUAUAGACUGCAACCUCAGAAGUGCAAUGCAUUUGUCUCCCUCGAAGCCUGAUUCUAUAAGUUUUCCUGCCAACCCACUGAGGUACACUGUAGGGACCAGUGAUAAUGGCUGAUGAAAAUUGAUGAAUGGUUGGUGUGAGGUCAAAAAGCACCUUGGGAUUAAUAAACAUGCGCCGAGAAGCAAGAGCAGGAGGAAAAGAUGUCUUUUUCUUCCAGGUGAACUGGAAUUUAGUUUUGCCUCAAUUUGUUUCCACAAAAUAUAGAUGAAGAUAAAGAUUUUUUUGGGGUGAGUGUGUAGGUCUUGCAUUACAUCAAACAGAAUUCAAAUUCCACAAAGCUGAGAGGUAGGGUUUGUAAGCGCCAGUGGUGGUUCACAGGAAGAAAUCAUCAUUUGGAUGCAAGUGAUUUUUGAUUGCAGAUAUGUACAUGUCUUCAGUUAUUGUAUGAGAGAUGGUUUAUUCUUUCAAGGUUAAGAGAUUUUAAAGAAGAAUGGAUAUUUUGUCCCUAUUUUAUUUUUUUCUUUUAACUACAGUAAUCUACAUAACUAUACCUGAGAGAUCAUUUUUGGUAAGAAAUUUUUUUUUUUUUGUGGCAUUGCACUUCACUUUAUUUUCUUACAGAUAAUCUUUAGGUUUGUUUAAUGGCUACCAAGAGCCUUCUGUUGUUUUUGUUUGUUUUGUUUUAGGGAAAGUUCAGGUACUAAGAUGCAAUGAAUUUAUUUGAUGGGGACCUGUAUUUCCAUGUCACAUGUUUUCACAUUAAAUGAAGUAUGUGUUUUGAUACUUAUUUUUAUAUUUUAAUA